Molecule: messenger RNA, 1200 nt
Organism: Plasmodium adleri (nom. inval.)
Lineage: Eukaryota; Apicomplexa; Aconoidasida; Haemosporida; Plasmodiidae
Product: peptide release factor, putative
Exons: 2
Coding region: 1-1200 (399 amino acids)
Biological process (GO): translational termination
Molecular function (GO): translation release factor activity
Source: RefSeq, a predicted model, not a curated record
AUGUUUAAAAGGUUCUUAUCUUUAUUUAAAGUUCUUUAUAGAACACAUGUAACAUAUUUAAAGAACGAACAAAAAAAUUUACUCUAUGAAUUAUCUAAAAAAGAAAUACCAAAGAUAAGUGAACAUAAAGCAUACAGUGAAAUUAUAAAAUUACAAAAACAUUCUGAAACUUUAUAUUCUUUAAAUGAAGAAUUAGAUAUAUAUCAACAAUUAUUAAAAGAAAUUACAGAUUCUAAAGAAUCUUAUGAAGAGCGUUUAAAAACAAAUGAGGACAUUAUCCACCUAAAUUACAAUAUUGAAAAUAUAACUAAUUUAAUAAUUGAGGAUAUAAUAUUAUUUUAUAAAUCUUAUGUUAAUAAGGACCAUCACUUGGAUGCAACAGAAAUUAAAAUGGAGAUUACUGCUGGAGUUGGAGGACUAGAAGCCAAGAUGUUUGCUAAAGAAUUAUUUCAUAUGUAUGAAAAUUUUUGUAAAGUUCGAAAUUAUGAAUAUGAAAUAAAGGAUACUAUAAAUGAUGAAUCGAAAGAAAAUAAAAAUAUUGUUUUAUAUAUUCGAGGAAAUAAUGUGUAUGAAGAUUUUUAUCAAGAAAAUGGAAUUCAUCGUGUACAGCGUGUUCCUAUAAAUAGUAAAAAGGUUCAAACAUCUACAUCUGUUGUUUUUAUAUUUGAUGAAAAAAAACAAAAAGAUAAUAUUAUGAAAAAAAUUAAAUUUUCUAAAAAUGAUCUCAUAAUAGAAACAAAACGUUCAGGAGGUGCUGGAGGACAAAGCGUAAAUAAAAAUGAAACGUGUGUUAAAAUCAUACAUAAACAUACAAAAAUAUUUGUAGAAGUUCAAAAAACUUCUAGUCAAAUACAAAAUAAAAAUAUAGCUAUGCAAUUAUUAAAAGAUAAAUUAUAUAACUUCUAUUAUGAACUAGAAAAAAAUAAUUUUUUAAAAGAUAAAAAAAAUCAAAAACUAAGUGCAGAUAGAAGUCAUAAAAUUAGAACCUAUAAUUUUUUACAUAAUGUUAUUAUUGAUCAUAUAACUAAUACACAAUAUUCAGGAAUACAAAACUUUUUUAAAGGAGACAUGUUAAUACAACUUAUAAAUAAAAAAAAACAAUUAUAUUAUCAAAAUAUAAUUGACCAAACAAUUCAAUAUAUUUUUUCUUUAAUCAAUUCUCAAACGGCAGACCUCCAAAUACAUCCAAAAAAAAAAUAA